AAAACAAAUCGCCAAAAGAAACCUCGAAGAAGGAGGACUGCUUUCACACAGGUUCAAUUGAAUUAUUUGGAGCGAAAGUUUCGUUUACAGAAGUAUUUAAGUGUCUCAGACAGAGGACAAGUGGCGCUCACUCUGAACCUCACGGAAACACAGAUCAAGACUUGGUAUCAGAACAGAAGAACCAAAUGGAAGCGACAAAACAAUCAACGUUUGGAUGAACUGCGGUCUAAAGUGAUGGACGGAAGUCAAGAGUCAGACACCAGUCCACUGAUGUUCGCGCCGCCGAUGUGUCCGCCGCAGUCUCAGCCAACACUGAGCCCACACCCCAACCCAUACAACUAUUUCAACUUCAAUCCAGUGCUGGCUUUGAGCGGAACGGACGCUUUGAUGCGAACCGUGUUUACGGUUCCCACACAUCGUUUGCAUCACAACUGA
Oppiella nova is the source of this 435-nucleotide messenger RNA. Lineage: Eukaryota; Metazoa; Arthropoda; Arachnida; Sarcoptiformes; Oppiidae. The record is from the annotation of a GenBank genome assembly.